Molecule: messenger RNA, 1878 nt
Organism: Passer montanus (Eurasian tree sparrow)
Lineage: Eukaryota; Metazoa; Chordata; Aves; Passeriformes; Passeridae
Gene: NKAIN3
Product: sodium/potassium transporting ATPase interacting 3
Exons: 7
Coding region: 247-876 (209 amino acids)
Biological process (GO): regulation of sodium ion transport
Source: RefSeq, a predicted model, not a curated record
GCCAGAGCCGGGCAGAGCCCUCCGCUGCCGCCGGCUCCCAGCCCCGGGGCCGCGCCGACCUCUCCGCGUUACUUCCCGCCGCCGAAGAGAAGCCCCUCCACAAAGGAGCGAGGCAGCAGGAGGCGGGGGAUACACGCACGCCCGGCCGCUCCGUCCGGAUGCGGUGAGCCCCAGGCUCGCCUCCGGGGCCGCGCCAGCGCGGGAGGGAAGAAGCGGAGCAGCGGCGGCGGCUCUCCGGCUGCCACCAUGGGCUGCUGCUCGGGGCGCUGCACGCUGAUCUUCCUCUGCUCGCUGCAGCUGCUGGCAGCAUUAGAGAGACAAAUCUUUGACUUCCUGGGUUUCCAGUGGGCUCCUAUCCUUGGCAAUUUCCUACAAAUAAUAGUUGUCAUUUUGGGUUUGUUUGGAACCAUCCAGUUUAGGCCUCGAUAUAUAGUCGUGUACACGGUGUGGACUGCCCUGUGGGUCACCUGGAAUGUUUUCAUUAUCUGCUUCUAUUUGGAAGUAGGCGGACUUUCUAAGGAAACGGAUCUCAUGACCUUUAACAUCUCAAUGCACCGCUCUUGGUGGCGGGAGCACGGGCCUGGCUGCAUACGAAGGGUGGUGCGUCCUUCCUCCCCUGGCAUCCUCGAGGAUUACUCCUACGUCUCCGUGACAGGCUGCAUCAUUGAUUUCCAGUACCUAGAGGUCAUUCACAGCGCUAUCCAAAUACUCCUCUCCCUGAUUGGAUUUGUGUACGCCUGUUACGUGAUCAGUAUUUUCAUGGAGGAGGAGGACAGCUUUGAUUUCAUAGGUGGACUUGACACAUACUCCUACCGACAGCCCCCCCAGGAACAUGUUGAGUUAAGGCCUGUAAAGCCUGUAGGUCGAAGUAAGUAAUGAACAUGGACUCAAGACUUCUGCUGCUGUAGCUGAAGAAACAGAUUUUAGAAAAAAAAAGACCAACCUUGUGAAUCAUCGUUCCGGAAGAAACGCACCACAUCUGUUCCUCACGGCAUGUGGAUUGUUCUUCCCACAGGCUCAGUGUCAUUAUCAACGUUGUUAUUUCGUAGAUCCUUGUAGAUGAUCUUGAAUUUUUAAAUAAUUUACUUAUAUGGACACUUGUAAAUUGUAAAUUUUUUUCUUUUUUAAUUUCAGUAUUUUUACAAUGUUUAGUGUUGAGGCAUGAAAACAAAACAACCUGUAAAAACUAGGAGGAGGGUGCGCGUCUUUCUCAAAAGUUCAGUAUUUUUUGACUGAGAGGAUCAUACUGUGCCUGGUCAAGACUGUGUCAGUAAACAGUAAUUUUGACUCUAGAAUACACAGCAAGAGUCAAACCCCAACAGUGAUCAAGAGAUCAUUUCGAUGCUGUCUUUAGAAUUCACAAUGUCUACUCCUUGCAUUGUUUGAACUGCUGAAUGCAGUAGGGAUUGAUGUAUGACUCUUCUUACCCAGAUGUUCAAGCACUAAUGUACUCACCUGAUUAUUGCAAUUCAUAUAUGACUUCUCCUUUCCUAAUCUCUUUUGCUCCAAGUCCAUCUCAAGUAGCUGUCUCUGAUUUGAAGAGAAGUAGGAUGACUGCUCAAUGGAUGUCCAACUCUAGGAACCCUUACACCCAGGGCUGUUUAGAUGUCUGUGAUUUGCACAUUUUUAAACUCCUUUCCUCCCUUCUCCCAGGAACAAGCCAAGCAUGAAUGUACAGUACAAGGCACCAACUGAAGCCUUAGAAGCCUCUGGGGACUAAUUUUUCUCUUAAUUUAAAAGUAAACAAGCAAAACUGAAAAAAAUGUGUGUAAAAAUUUGUAAAGUUAUUUGUAAAUACUUCUAGACAAAGAACAUGUAUGUAACUGUGGUAUUUUGUUUUCUAUUCUGUCACCACUAGCAUAAAGUGAUACACAAAGC